CAAUAAUGUCAUUGCUUUCUUCUCUGUCUCACAAUUCAAAACUUCUCUUUUCAGUUUUCAUCCCUCAUCAGCUCUAGCAUGUAUGAAUUCGGGGAGGAGUUUAUAAUUGAGAGCUACAAAGUUCCAUGGCUAAUUUGGAUUCAGCUUCUGAUUACACUCCUUCUUCUUCUACUUCUCCUUGCUGGGUUUAGCCUUGUCGCUUCCGAUCCUUCCAACCACCCCUCCUCGUCCGCUCAAUCUAAUCACCAAAUCCAGAGAGUAGAUGAGAACAAGAAAUUUGAGGGCUUAAGGGGAGAAGAAAGGGAAACAUCCUCAGUGAAAGAUGCAUCAGUUUUAAGGUCUUUUGGUCGUAGGAGACAUCCUUGCCACUAUCUUGGACUGGCAAAACAAGCAUUUCUAAAGUGCUUGGGCUUAGAUUCUAGCUCUGAGUCUGAGAGUGAUAACAAUGUAAAACAAGGAAAAGAAGAUUAGUAAUGUGCUUAUGUGCAUGUGCAUCCCCUCUCUGGCUCUCUGUCAUUCAUUCAUUGUUUCAUAUGGAUAGUCAUAGUAACAAAAACAAAAAACAUCAGCUGCACAUUUUGGUGUUGUAUAGACAGGGAUGACUGAAAACUUUGAGCACUUUUGACUAUGCAUAAUCGUGGCAAUCAACUUUGAACUUGAGUUUCUAAUAUGCUUGAAUUUAGAGUAAAGAAAACAUUUGUUUCCUAUUGCUUUACAUGGGAGGAUGAUAGAUGUUAGACGGAACAGAGUGACCGGCACAUAACACAGGGUCGGGCAGCACCCCACGGUAUUGUACCUGAGUAUUUUUGUACAUGGACAUGUUUAAGAUUACUUAUAUAUAUAAAUAUGAUGUUUGUUGGAUCA
Messenger RNA from Ipomoea triloba (trilobed morning glory), 864 nucleotides. RefSeq lists its product as uncharacterized. The transcript is spliced from 2 exons. Bases 79 to 471 code for a protein of 130 amino acids. The record is from RefSeq and is a predicted model, not a curated record. Lineage: Eukaryota; Viridiplantae; Streptophyta; Magnoliopsida; Solanales; Convolvulaceae.